Podarcis lilfordi (Lilford's wall lizard) is the source of this 13095-nucleotide messenger RNA. The record is from the annotation of a GenBank genome assembly. NCBI's taxonomy places the organism in Eukaryota, Metazoa, Chordata, Lepidosauria, Squamata, Lacertidae.
CCUCUCGCCCGCGGCGCUCCCAGGGGCGUGGCUGGGCGGAAGCGGAAGUCGGAGGCUGCCCGGCCGGAAGUGCCUUCAGUCCCUGCUCCUUCCGUUUCCUGUGCUGAGGCCGCGGUCCUUUCCCUUCCUCUUCCGCCACCUCCUUCUCCGCUCCCGGUUCCGCGUGCCAUGGCGCUCUUCGAGCAGAUGCGGGCGAACGUGGGGAAGCUGCUGAAGGGCAUCGACAGGUGCUGACCCGGAGGGGGGGGGUGAUUGACAGGGGGGGUGGGAGGGACCUGGUCGCGGUUACCAAGGCAACCACACACCCCUCCUUCCCAUCCUUCGGGGGCGACUUCAGAAACCAAGCGGCGCGGGUUGGGGGCUUCCCUUCUUUCCUUGAGGGGCACUCUGCACGUGCUCAGAGGCACGCCGCCUUUCCCGCCUGCGUUACGUCAUUUAUAGCCGUUGUUGUUGUUUAAUCGUUUAGUCAUGUCCGACUCUUCGUGACCCCCUGGACCAGAGCACGCCAGGCACUCCUGUCUUCCACUGCCUCCCGCAGUUUGGUCAAACUCAUGCUGGUAGCUUCAAGAACACUGUCCAACCAUCUCGUCCUCUGUCGUCCCCUUCUCCUUGGGCCCUCCAUCUUUCCCAACAUCAGGGUCUUUUCCAGGGAGUCUUCUCUUCUCAUGAGGUGGCCAAAGUACUGGAGCCUCAGCUUCACGAUCUGUCCUUCCAGUGAGCACUCAGGGCUGAUUUCCUUCAGAAUGGAUCGGUUUGAUCUUCUUGCAGUCCAUGGGACUCUCAAGAGUCUCCUCCAGCACCAGAAUUCAAAAGCACCAAUUCUUCGGCGAUCAGCCUUCUUUAUGGUUCAGUUCUCACUUCCAUACAUCACUACUGGGAAAACCAUAGCUUUAACUAUACGGACCUUUGUUGGCAAGGUGAUGUCUCUGCUUUUUAGGAUGCUGUCUAGGUUUCUCAUUGCUUUUCUCCCAAGAACCUAAUAGUUAUCUAAAGCCAUUUGCGCAUGUUGCCAUGCAACCAGUCCAUGCAGAAUGUAGGCACCCUAUAUAUAGAAAGGAGCAAACCCGUGAUAUUUUAGGGAACAGGCUAGCAGGCGGGGCCCAUGACUUACAUUAUAGGAACCUGUUGUUGUUGUUGUUGUUGUUUAGUCGUGUCCAACUCUUCGUGACCCCCUGGACCAGAGCACGCCAGGCACUCCUCUCUUCCCCUGCCUCCCGCAGUUUGGUCAGACUCAUGCUGGUAGCUCCGAGAACACUAUCCAACCAUCUCGUCCUCUGCCAUCCCCUUCUCCUUGUGCCCUCCAUCCUUCCCAACAUCAGGGUCUUUUCCAGGGAGUCUUCUCUUCUCAUGAGGUGGCCAAAGUCUUGGAGCCUCAGCUUCAGGAUCUGUCCUUCCAGUGAGCACUCAGGGCUGAUUUCCUUCAGAAUGGAGAGGUUUGAUCUUCUUGCAGUCCAUGGGACUCUCAAGAGUCUCCUCCAGCACCAGAAUUCAAAAGCAUCAAUUCUUCGGCGAUCAGCCUUCUUUAUGGUUCAGUUCUCACUUCCAUACAUCACUACUGGGAAAACCAUAGCUUGAACUAUACAGACUUUUACUAGCUGCUUUUGUCACCCAAACUGUCCCCAAGCGACUUUGCCUUGAUAUGUACACCUAGGCAAUGUGUUGAAACUAUAGUGGUACCUCGGGUUAAGAACUUACCGUAAUUCGUUCCGGAGGUCUGUUCUUAAGCUGAAACUGUUCUUAACCUGAAGCACCACUUUAGCUAAUGGAGCCUCCCGCUACCGUGUUCUCAUUCUGAACCAAAGUUCUUAACCCGAGGUACUAUUUCUGGGUUAGCGGAGUCUGUAACCUGAAGCGUCUGUAACCUGAAGCAUCUGUAACCCAAGGUACCACUGUGUUGGGUACUUCCAGGAAACUUUGCAUAGGACUAUGGUUAUGCCAUUCUGAAUAAACUUGAGUAUUCCGCUAUGUACGGCUGCUCUUCAGUGCCUAUGAACGUAUAUAAAAUAAUACACAACACAAUCUCUGGAUUUUUCAUGGGGGCCUGGCUGUGGGGGCUUUAACAAUCAGGUCCUGUACUUCAUCAUUUACCCUCCUUGGUGCCUUGCUGUAGUAUCCUGAAAAGGAUCACUUGCAGGUAACCCCAUGGUUGUCAUGGAGGCCUGGAAGUCCUCCCAACAGCGUGGCCUUGCCCAGGAUAUUAAACCGCUCAUUACAACCAGCUUGGGAGACUCCUAUACAGUGGUACCUCUGGUUAAGAACUUAAUUAGCUCUGAAGGCCCGUUCUUAACCUGAGGUACCACUUUAGCUAAUGGGGCCCCCCGCUGCGGCCGCCCCACCAGAGCACAAUUUCUAUUUUCAUCCUGAAGCAAAGUUCUUACUAUUUCUGGGUUAGCGGUGUCUGUAAUCUGAAGCGUCUGUAACCCGAGGUACCACCGUAUAGGAAAAUUGUUGGGAGGCUUGCUUUGUUUCCUCCACUUCCUGGAGCGAUGAUCCCCAGAGUUCCCCUGUGAAGGAGGCAUCGGCUAUCAAACCACUCUGGGGAUUGUACAGUGGUGCCUCGCAGGACGAAAUUAAUCCGUUCCGUGAGUGUCUUCGUCUAGCGGUUUUUUUGUCUUGCGAAGCAACCCUAUUAGCGGCUUAGCGGAUUAGCGCUAUUAGCGGAUUAGCGCUAUUAGCGGUUUAGCGGCUAUUAAAGGCUUAUCGGCUUAGCGGAUUAGCUGCUAAAAGGCUAUUAAAGGCUUAGCGGCUUAGAAAAGGGGGGGGGAGCGAAAAAAAAUCUCAAGACUCGCAAGACAUUUUUGUCUUGCAAAGCAAGCCCAUAGGGAAAUUCGUCCUGCGAAGCAACUCAAAAACGGAAAACCCUUUCGUCUGGCGGGUUUUCCGUCUUGCGAGGCAUUCGUCUUGCGGGGCACCACUGUAGUUCUGUGAAAUGGUGGGAGGAGGUCUCCCAACAACUCUCAGCACCCUGAACAAACCACAGCUCCCAGGAUUGUUUUUUGGGGGGGUAAGCCAGGAGUGCUAAAUGUAGCACCGAAGUGCUGCCUACAUAUGGUGUGGAUGCGGCCUUAGCCUGGCGGUCCUCACCCCCAACCUUUUCUGCGUUUCAGGUAUAACCCGGAGAAUCUGGCCACGCUAGAGCGCUACGUGGAGACGCAAGCCAAGGAGAAUGCCUACGACCUGGAGGCCAACCUGGCUGUGCUCAAACUGUGAGUGGCUCCUUGCUUGCUCUUUUUUUGCAGGGGGCGGGGCUGAGUCCACUCUUGAAAACAGUUCCAAGAAGUGAGGGCAAACUAGGUGUGCUUGGGGGCCAGUGCCCAGCUUGACCUAGGCACUGAUUUGGCGAAGAGCCUUGGGGCUAAAUCUGUAAAUGGGUUUGUGAACCAAGUGCCUCUCAAAGUUGGUGCAAGUUUCUGGAGGACAGUGAAACACUUGGACCUAUAGGGUUGCAUUCAGCUACUUUUAAUAAUAAUAAUAAUAAUAAUAAUAAUAAUUUUUAUUUAUACCCCAGCCAAGGCCGGGCUCAGGGCGGCUAACAAGCAAUAAUAAAAACAAGUUGAAUGAAUACAACUUAAAGACAAGAUUAAAAUACAACAUUAAAAUAUUGAAACAUUAAAAUGCAGCCUCAUCACAGGAGGAGAAAGGAAAAAGGAAAAAGAAAGAGGGGGAGGGAAUCAAACUGGCUCCAAGCCAAAGGCCAGGCAGAAUAACUCUGUCUUACAGGCCCUGCGGAAAGAAAUCAGAUCCUGCAGGGCUCUGGUCUCAUGAGGCAGAGUGUUCCACCAGGCCAGAGCCAGUGUUGAAAAGGCCCUGGCUCUGGUUGAAGCUAAUUAACUUCCUUAGGGCCCGGAACCACUAGGGUGUUGCUAUUUAUAUACCCUGUGGGGUAUACUGGGAGAGGCGGUCCCGUAGGUACGAGGGUCCUAGGCACACCAGUAGGUAGUUGACCUAAUUCAUUACUUUCUAGUACCGAUACAUACAUGCUGAUCUCCUUUCUGUCUGAGGUCCCAAUAUAUUCUUUCUUUUUAUCUCAUAUCCAGGUAUCAGUUUAACCCUGCCUUCUUCCAAACCACAGUCACUGCCCAGAUCCUCCUGAAAGCUCUGACCAACCUGCCCCACACAGAUUUCACACUCUGCAAGUGCAUGAUUGACCAAGCUCAUGUAUCCUUUAUCCGAGGGGAAGGGAGUUCUGCGCAGGAGCAAAGACUUGAGCUAUGAACCAAGAGGUCCCAGAUCCAACUUCCAUUCCAUUCCAACUCACAGGUGCCCUUAGGCAAGCCUUGCUCCUCCACUUACAACGUGGGGACAACACUAUUGUUCUUUUCUUAACAAAGUUGUUGAGUUCCUGGGAGAAUGUGUGGGAAGUGCAAUGGGCGCUCUAAAAUUGACAUGAAAAUGUGAAAUAUUACCAUCCUCAGGCAGUAAACCUUCAGUUUUUUGGACCUCAGUGCCACCCGUAGCCCCAAGCUGCAUUGCAACCGUUGCCAGAUAGGCUAAAGAUGUGUUUCUUUCCCACUGAAAUUGUCAGGACAUAAAAAAAAACUUUAUCACACCACGUAUAUGUCAGUUGCAAGAGCCAUUCUGGUCCAUUUCGUUUUUAAAAAUCCAAAAAUUAACAGCAACUAAGCAGUUCGAAAGCACAUCAAAGUGCAAGUAGAUAAAUAGGUACCACUCCGGUGGGAAGGUAAACGGCGUUUCUGUGCACUGCUCUGGUUCGCCAGAAGUGGCUUAGUCAUGCUGGCCAGAUGACCCGGAAGCUGGACGCCGGCUCCCUCGGCCAGUAAAGUGAGAUGAGCGCCGCAACCCCAGAGUCGGCCACGACUGGACCUAAUGGUCAGGGGUCCCUUUACCUUUACCUAAGAUGCCACAAAGCAGUGAGCAAGUUUUCAGGUUCCUUGAAGCUCUUCUUGGGAAUGAGCGUUAAGUGAGAAAAAAUGGAAAGAAGGACCAGGGAUUGGGGGUGGGGGGAGGAGAUGUUUCCCUGCUGUCUGCACUUCGUAAGGAGGGGGUAUCACAAAAACAAAAUAGGAGCCUGCUGGCACGAUGUAUAAUGCAUAACUUGCAGAAUGGAGGUGUUAUGAUUGUGCUGGCUGCAUAAAAAGAUACUAGGUUUCACCAAAGAAUACUGGAGAGAGAGUCUGCAACUGCUCUCCCUUUUAAAUCAGAUUAAUAGCAAACUGUUGGUCUAGAGUCCUGUCCAGCAUAGCCAAAUAGAGUUGGUGCUAGGCUAUGACACUGACACAAAGGCACUAGUAGAACAACUCUAUUCUAUACAGCGCCCUCCGUAGCCAAGAUGCCGGGUCUCAGGGCGGCUAACACCAAAUAUAAAACAACUGAUUGAAAUACAACUUAAAAACAAGAUUGAAACCACAGCAUUAAAACAUUAAACUGCAGCCUCUGUCAGUGGAAGCUCAGAUCAAACACUCCUGUGGCCCAGGACCUGCAAGAUGUCAUUGCCUUCGCCAAGGCUAACCGUCAAGUCUGGUCCUACAUGGACCAGAAAAAAGCCAGGGAAGUCCCCAAAUAGGAGUUCCAACACAGAAGGAGUGGGAGGGGUGAACUAAUCUGUGGAAUUACUGUCCAUGCGACGACCCUGCAGCAGUAUUUAAGAAAGGAUGCUGUUCUGCUUACGUUAACAGGUAACAGUUACUUUCCUGUAGCUGCAUAAAGACCUCUGUUCUGACUAUACAGUGGGCUGUUAAUAUUUCCUAGCCUGCCCCAUCCCUAAGACUUGGGGCAAGAAACCUCACGGCUUCCCCCCUGUGCCAUUUGCCGCCUUAAUGCCAUUUCUCCCAGCAAGAGGAGAGACCCAUCCGUCAGAUCUUAUACCUGGGUGAGCUGCUGGAGACCUGCCACUUCCAGGCUUUCUGGGUAAGCCAAGCUCAUCUCUUACUCAACAAUCCUUUGUGAUUUGCAAAAAAAAUAAAAAUAAAAUAUUAUUUUUUUGCUUUUGAAUGACAUACGAGCCCAAGAGAUGAUUGCCAGGUUGAAACUUGUCUUGUCUUCGCUUUUCUUUUGCUUGUUUCGAAAACAGUCAGAACAAUGACAUGCCAACAGGAGCAAAACACCUUGAGUGUGUGGUGAUCUUCAGGGUCAUCUUGAGGGCGAGGCUGGUGUUUGUGUUGGCUACCAGAGUUGGAUGAUUCUUUAUCAGAUGUUGAGGCUGUGUAGCAUGUACUGUAAGCUAUGAUUCUGUUGUUUGGAGUGAAUGGAUGGAAUGAGUUACCGUAUUUUUCGCUCUAUAGGACGCACCGGACCAUAGGAGGGGGAGAACAGGGGGAAAAAAAUUCUCCCCCUCUCUGCUCAGCGCCCCUUCAGCGAAGCGGCAGGAGAAACGGAGCCCCUUCCAUUUCUCCUCCCGCUGCGCUCCGGGGGCUUCAGGCUUCAGACGACUAUCCAGACGACAGGAUAGCUGCCUGAAGCCUUCGGAGCGCAGCGGGAGUUCCCGCUGCGCUCCAGGGGCUUCAGGCAGCUUCAGCGAAAGCAACGCGAAGCCUCCGGAGCACGGGGGGAGCUCUCCCUCUGCGCUUCGGAAGCUUUGCGUUGCUGUCGCUGAAGCCAAGGAGCCUGCAUUCACUCCAUAAGAUGCACACACAUUUCCCCUUAAUUUUUGAAGGGGAAAAAGUGCGUCUUAUAGAGCGAAAAAUACAGUAGAUACUCUCCAGGGCAAGAGCCUUCCCUAAUAUAGAUCUGGGCCCCUGUCCUGUAAGAGAUGGAAGAGGAGUAUUAGAUAGUUCAGUGGGGCUCAGGCAUCUGUGUACACUUGGCAGUGACCCUUUGAUUGUAAUACUGGUGAAUUUGAGUGGUUUGUUUAUGAGUGGCUGAUCAAGGUAAUGCUUGUGCCUAGGGAAUAGUGAUAAUGACUGUGUGAAAUGGACGGUGAGUGAGAUUGGAUGAAUAAGUGGAUGCAUGUUGGUGUUGUUUGAAAUAUUCUAUUAUCAAUUAUCCCGCCUCUUUGAUUUUAUUUCAUUUAUAUAAAAUUUAUGGAUAUAGAUACUGUUUGUGUAUUUGUUGCGCAAAUCAUUUGAAGUGGUUUUUCUUUAACAUCGUGUAUGUAAACAGCUGUGAGAUCUUUUUGAUAGGAGUUGAAAUUAAAAAGAAAAGAAAACAUAAGGAUAUCCAUUAGUAUUGCAAAGCAUACACAGAGCUUUUUUAAGUGUGCUGCAUUUGAUAAGUGUACUGAUGUAGCUGCCUUACAAUUUUUAUUUCUGAUGUUCUGCAAUUCCUUUUUUUCUUUGCAGCUCUUUAAAUGUACUUUUGUGAUGUUUGGGUGUAUUUUUAGCUUCGUUAAAAUUCAAAAGCAAGUUUAGCUUCUCCUUGCUAAUAUCAGGGUGGGAUGUCAGCUGCUUUGAUUCAAAGCGACAUUUUUGUGUGUUUCCUUCCUAGCAAGCCUUAGAUGAGAACAUGGAUCUCCUGGAUGGGAUCACUGGCUUUGAGGACUCUGUUAGGAAAUGUAAGUGUGCUUCUCUCUGUUCCUGCACUCUCCUUCCUUGCCCCUUCAGACACUAAAAUCCAGUCUACUACAGUGGUACCUCUGGUUGCGAACGGGAUCCGUUCCAAAGGCCCAUUCGCAACAUGAAAAGAGCGCAACCCACAGCAGCGCGUCUGCGCAUGCGUGGGUUGUGAUUCAGCGCUUCUGCACAUGUGGGUGAUGUCAUUUUGCGCUCAUGCACGAGCGGCGAAACCCGGAACUAACCCUUUCCGAUAUUUCCGGGUCGCCGUGGGACGUAACCUGAAAGAACAUAACACAAAGCUAAGGUAACAUGAGGUAUGACUGUAUAUUUCUUUUAGGACUGUGUUCAAUGCUACACCUCUGCCUCCAGCACACCCUCAAAAUUGGAGUUGGGGGGUCGCCCCAGAGCAGAUUCUGGGGGAAGGGAAGAGUGGAAAAGGAAGACCUGUUAUGCCAGCAGGAUUCUGCCAUUGCAGCACUGAAUAUAGCCUUUAACGAUACAUAACUCCUUUUGGUUAAACCGAAACGUUGUUGGUUGUGCGGAAAAUCUGCACUUCAAAUAAAUGAUGCCAGAUUGAUUAAAGGAAGAAGUGUGCUUGCUUUGCCUACCAUCUUGCUCAUUCUUCCCUUUCCCUGAGGAGCUGAGCACUCUUUUCUGAGCUCCAUGUGUGUUUAUGUGCUCUCCUCAGCCUCCUUAAGAGGAGUGGUCGUUACAAGGCUAUGGUUUUACCAAUGGUACAGUGGUACCUCGGGUUAAGAACUUAAUUCGUUCUGGAGGUCCGUUCUUAACCUGAAACUGUUCUUAACCUGAGCUAAUGGGGCCUGCCGCUGCACAGCGUGUUUCUCCCUUGCGUUCUGAGUUUGAGCGUCUUCAAAGCCCAUGACACCUUUGGUAAAGGCUGUUCUCCAACUGGAGCGCUCGCAGGCCAGUGUUUCCCAAUUGUUGGUGUUUACACUACAUUUUUUUUAGAUUUGACUUGAGAGAGUCUUUAAACCUCUUUUGUUGACCACCAGCAUUACGCUUUUCAUUUCUAAGUUCGGAAUAGAGUACAGUGGUACCUCGGGUUAAGAACUUAAUUCGUUCCGGAGUUCCGUUCUUAACCUGAAACUGUUCUUAACCUGAGGUACCACUUUAGCUAAUGGGGCCUCCCACUGCCACUGCACGAUUUCUGUCCUCAUCCUGAAGCAAAGUUACUAUUUCUGGGUUAGCGGAGUCUGUAACCUGAAGCGUAUGUAACCCGAGGUACCACUGUACUUUCUGUCCUUCCACAGCCCCUUCCCAGAGCAAGUUCCCCCCUAACUUAAAGGACAGGGAUGCAGCUUGAUAUUUAGUUCCUUGGUUAAAGGAAACCUUGGCUAGCCAUGGUUUCCCUUAACUGAGGAACGGCAACCUAUGUUCAUUCAGAACCCAUGUUGAACCACAAUUCUAAGCCUCUUGUUCUGUCUCUCUGCAGUUAUCUGUCAUGUGGUAGGGAUCACGUACCAGCACAUUGACCGCUGGCUUCUGGCCAAGAUGCUGGGCGACCUCACAGGUGAGUAACUAUUAGAGUGUGUAUCCUGCACACAUUCUCAGAAGCUCAGGAACAUAUAACAUCAGCCAUGCUCACACAUCACAGUGAGCCAUCAACCAGGGUUUGCCAUGCACAAGUGACUUGCGUGUGCUUUGCUCUUCCUCACUUAAUGAUAAUAAUAAUAAUAAUAAUAAUAUAUUUAUACCUCGCCUAUCUGGCUGGGUUUCCCCAGCCACUCUGGGCGGCUUCCAACUGAAUAUUAAAAACAAUACAGCAUCAGACAUUAAAAACGUCCCUAAACAGGGCUGCCUUCAGUUGUCUUUUAAAAGUAAAACAGUUGUUUAUUGCCUUGAUAUCUGAUGGGAGGGCAUUCCACAGGGCAGGUGCCACUACCAAGAAGGCCCUCUGCCUGGUUCCCUGUAACCUCACUACUCACAGCGAGGGAACCGCCAGAAGGCCCUCAGCGCUGGACCUCAGUGUCAGGGCAGAACCAUGGGGGUGGAGACGCUCCUUCAGGUAUACAGGACCGAGGCCGUUUAGGGUUUUAAAGGUCAGCACCAACACUUUGAAUUGUGCUCGGAAACGUACUGGGAGCCAAUGAAGAUCUUUCAGGACCGGUGUUAUAUGGUCCUGGCGGCCACUCCCAGUCACCAGUCUAGCUGCCGCAUUCUGGAUAAAUUGUAGUUUACGAGUCACCUUCAAAGGUAGCCCCACGUAGAGCGCAUUGCAGUAGUGUUGAAGAAAUGUAUUGCGAUCCCUGGUAUACUGUUGCAUACCAGGGAUAUAGGCUCUCCACUUCCCACUCCAAACAAACUACAGUGAUGAUUAGCUUGCCAGACAAACCAUGGUCCUUGUUUUGGGUGUAAUGGUGAGCGAGGGUGCAUGGUUUAUUCUAGCUGUACACUAGCAGGGAGGACCAAAGCAGACAGGAUUUGCUUUUGUGCAGCAAGACAUGAUUUUCAGGGAUGUGUGAAGAUGGCCAGGGUCUUGCUAUCCCCUUUUUUGAUGACUAGCAGAUGUUGUAGAUAUGUGGCCUUGAUUUCAGCCAUGAACUGGCUCUGUUUUGUUGAGUUUGGGAAUUGGCCUCUGUGUUAAGUGAUAGUUUCGUCGCAUCAGUAGCAGACCUCUGACCAUCCGUGUCCAUGAAGAGUUUCUUGUGGUCCAAGAUGAGCCAGGAAAAAUAAUUCAGUUCCUUUAGAAAUCUUCCUCCUAUACAUUUAAAGGUAAAGGGGCCCCUCACCAUUAGGUCCAGUCAUGGCCGACUGGGGUUGCGGCGCUCAUCUCGCUUUAUUGGCUGAGGGAGCCGGCGUACAGCUUCCGGGUCAUGCGGCCAGCAUGAAUAAGCUGCUUCUGGCGAACCAGAGCAGCGCACGGAUACACCGUUUACCUUCCCGCCGGAGCGGUACCUAUUUAUCUACUUGCACUUUGACGUGCUUUCGAACUGCUAGGUUGGCAGGAGCAGGGACUGAGCACCGGGAGCUCAGCCCGGCGCAAGGAUUCGAACCGCCGACCUUCUGAUCGGCAAGCCCUAGGCUCUGUGGUUUAACCCACAGCGCCACCUGCAUCCUCUCCUAUACAUUUACCUCUUUUUAAAGCCAGGAACUAGAGAAAUAUUUUUAUACGUGGCAGAGAGGGAACACUGGCUUUUGGGGUGGAUGUAAGUAAAGAAAUGGGUUGCUGGGAAGCCUGUGUACAGAUGAAAUUUAUGACAGUCAGAGACCAGCUUGAGAAACGCAAAUGGAACUACAAUCCCAAUAGCAAAACAAACAUUUAAAACAAUAUACAACAAUGGAUUUGAAGUUUAAAAGUGCGAUAGGCAUAUAAACACAUAAAAACUUUAAAAUAGACUACCUUAGAGAAAUGACCCAAAGUCGCCCGCGGAUCUGGGUUUGGGAAUUUUCUUAACAAGCUAGAUUGAAUCGGGGGGUGGUCUGCGCCUACAGAUCUGACCUUCUGUGUAUGUUCUUCAGUGGAGAGGUAGGAUUCUGUCCCUUUUGCAUCAACUGAGGCCAAGUGAAACCUUGGAAGCUGUUUUUGAUCUUGCUAUGUGAUAUCGCCUUAAGGUUGGGAGUGGGGUUUCCUGAUGGUUGCACCUGCAGUGGCAUUUUUAUCCCCCCCCCCCCCGGCUUUUUAAUUUAAUCUGUUUUCUCUCCUUCAUGGUUCUGGGCUCUUAUUUAGAAUUCUGCUGCUUUUAGCAUUUAGUGUUAACAGUCGUGUCUGCUCCCCCACUGGGAUUUGUUGGAGGUGCAGGAUGAAACUUAUUUUAUAGCAUGUCCAUCCUCUACCCAGCCCCUUGACGCAUCUCUUGUUUAUUGCAGACAACCAGCUGAAGUCUUGGAUGAGCAAAUACGGCUGGACAGAGACGGAGCCUGGGACCAUCUUCAUCUGCAACCAGGAGGAGAGCAUCAAGCCCAAGAACAUUGUGGAGAAGAUAGACUUUGACAGUGAGCAUCUUCUCAGCUUCUCUGACCAGUGGAGCUCUUGUCCUCCUCUUUCUUGAAGCAUCUCCUAAGCUAGACGUGGGCUGUGUUGCAAGCAGGGCUGGUGAGCUCUCUGCAAUUUGCUAGCAUGAAGCAAAGCUAAGUUCAGCGGCCUGUCGAUAAACUGAACAGCUUUGCCUACUCAUCUUACUAACGACUUAAGGCAUGAAAGAUCCUGCUCCCAAUCACUGCUGGCAUUGCCCCCCAUAUUCAGGCACAUAUUUAUAGCAGAGGUGGGGGACCUUUUCCAACUUGAGAGUCCGUCCCCUCGUGGCUCAUCUCCCAGGGACUACAUAUAAGUGGAAGGUGUGUCCAGUCACACAAUCUCCAUCCUCUUGUCUGGGUAAGCAAGAGGUAUUGUCCCAGUGCAAAGACACAACCCAGCCGUGUAAAAUCACCAGAGGAGGACACAGCACAGGGCCAGUGGGGGAUGUGGCUGGACAGUGUCUUAAAGGCCAGAGAAAGAGAGUUUACCCAUGCCUACGUGAUAGCUGGGGGGGGGGGGAAUAUACUGUAUUUUUCGCUCCAUAAGACACACCUGACCAUAAGAUGCACCUAGUUUUUAGAGGGGGGAUGCAAGGAAAAAAAUUAUUUAAAGGGAGCGCUGAGCAUCCCAGGCUCUGCUCAGCGCUCCCUUUCACGAGCCGGGUGGAGCGUGUGUCCGGCGCUUACAGGCUUUUCCCCGAGAAGGGAAAAGGGCAGCCUGUCACUAAUGGGUUGCCCUUCUCCCUCAUCGGGGAAAAGCCCCCAAGAGCCGCACACACGCUCUGCGCGGCUCUUUAAAGGGAGCGUGGCUCUUGGAGGCUUUUCUGGGAGGUGGGGGAAGGGACAGAACUGUGUGCUCUGUCCCUUCCUCCACCUCCCGGAGAAGCCAGCCGUUCUGGAUUCUGGGAUAGCUGCGCAGCCUCUUCAGGGCAGCGGGAUGAAGGCUCCCCGUUGCUCUGAAGAGGCUGCAGGCGGCUAAGCCAGAAGCUAGAACAGCGAGAGGGAGCGCUGUUCUCUUGCUGUUCUGGCUUCUGGGAUAGCUGCGCAGCUUGCAUUCACUCCAUAAGACACACACACACACACACACAUUUCCCCUUACUUUUUAGGAGGGAAAAGGUGUGUCUUAUAGAGCAAAAAAUACGCAACUUAUAGAGCGAAAAAUACGGUGUUUAUAUAUUAAAGGAAACAUGAAAUUCUCUUGAAUUUCUGUCUUUGUGCAGAAUUACAGUGUCUGUACAGCCUCUGCAAGUAUCCCAUUUAAGUGUGUGAACCUUCUUCUUUACAAUAUCCCUGGGGGGGGGCGGGUUGGGGGGGCAUCCAUAUGCCUGUGGUUGACAAAUCAGUGUGAGUACUUUACCCCCUGCUGUAGAAGGGAGAACUCAAGUGUUGAUCAUUGCUUAGCAUUAAGAAAACCCCAAGUUUACUCCUCAGUGAAGCCAUUGCUGGUUGGACAGUCCUAGCCUUGAUGGGUCGCUGGUCCAACUUGCUCAAAGGCAGCUCCGCCUUUUAAGUCUCCCUAUUUCUGCUUCCCUUUCAGGUGUCUCCAGCAUCAUGGCUUCUUCACAGUGAGGGAGGCCUCUUCCGGCAGCUCUCCCGUUUCCUGUUGCGUAUUUAAUUUUAACACCCCGUUGUAAAAAAGACCGUGGCCAAUAAAUGAUUCUGUCCAACA